Notothenia coriiceps (black rockcod) is the source of this 1236-nucleotide messenger RNA. Its product is annotated as tripartite motif-containing protein 16-like. The transcript has a single exon. Gene Ontology annotation, molecular function: zinc ion binding. NCBI's taxonomy places the organism in Eukaryota, Metazoa, Chordata, Actinopteri, Perciformes, Nototheniidae. The coding region runs from base 1 to 1236 and encodes 411 amino acids. The record is from RefSeq and is a predicted model, not a curated record.
AUGGCACAGGGGAUCCAUCUUGAUCGAGCAAAUUUCUGCUGCUCAAUCUGUCUGGAUUUGCUGAAGGACCCGGUGACUUUUUCCUGUGGACACAACUAUUGCAUGGUGUGUAUCACGGACCACUUAGAUGCUCAGGAUGAUAGAAUGAUCUACACCUGUCCUCAGUGCCGGCAGAAAUUCAUGCAAAGACCUGCCGUGGUAAAAAACAACAUGUUGGCGUUUGUGGUCGGGGAGCUGAUGAAGAUUGAAACCCCAGCUAUUCCUCCUCCUCCUCCUUCUCCUGAUUUUGAUGAGGAUCAAACUGAACAUGUGGCGUGUGAUUUCUGUCAAGAGAAAGCUAUCAAGUCCUGUCUGCAAUGCAUGGUUUCUUAUUGCGUGGAACACCUCCGCCCACACUUUGAAGUAGCCCCCUUACAGAAACACAAGCUAGUGGAAGCGUCCGCACAGCUCCAGGAGAACAUCUGCCCUCGUCAUCAAGAAGUCAUGAAGCUGUUCUGCCGUACGGAUCAGCAGUGCAUCUGCUAUCUCUGUUCGAAAGAUACUCACAAAGGCCACAAUAAAGUCUCGACUGCAGCAGAAAGGGUGGAGAGGCAGAGAGAGCUUCAGGCGACUCAGCAACACAUCCGUAAGACGAUCCAGGACAAAGAGAGAGACGCAAAGUGGUUUCAACAGGAGGAAGACACCAUUAAUCGAUGCGCUGAAGCUGCUCUGAGAAACAACGAGAACACCUACAACGACCUGAUGCGUAUCAUUGAGAAAAGUGUUGCAGAAGUGAAGGAGAAGGUUACAUCUCGACGGGAAACCGAAGUCAGGUGGUACAUAAAGGUUCGGGAGAAGCUGGAGCGGGACGUCGCCGAGCUGAACAGGAAAGACGAAGAGCUGAAGAAGUUCUCACACACAGAGGAUCACACUGGCUUUCUGAUCAAGUACCCAACGUUGGCAAGUCUCAGUGAAUCCACAGAGCCGCCCCCCGUCAAAGCCCGUCGCGUGGGGUACUUCGAGAAAGUUUCAAUGGCUCUGUCCGAGGCCAAGGUGAACUUACGUGCGAUUGUUGGGGAAGAAUACGCAAAGGUCUCCAUGACAGUCACUGGGGUUAUAACAUCAAAUACUAAAGAAGAGCCCUUCACCAGAGCUGACUUCUUACACUAUGUAUGCCAAGUAACUCUGGAUCCAAACACGGCCAACGCACAUCUGAAGAUAUCCGGGAACGACAAAAUGGUAACUUUAUGUUUAUGA